AUGAACGAUCUUCCCGAGGAGGUAGUCGAGGAUUCUGCGGUCUUAGGGCUGCAAUUUGCUGGCCUGUAUGGCCAAGUCAUCGGCGUGGACUUGCUCGAAAAAGGACUUUAUUUUGGCUUCGAAGGGCCCGCUUUUAGGUUUCCAAGCCAACUCUGCGAUAUUUCUCCUCUCGAACAAGCAUUGGAGGAAAAUAUCGUUCGCAAAGUGGAGGCAUUACGUCGGCGCGAGGAAGCCACAAACCCUUUUCAUGAAAUUUUCCACAAAUCCGAGAACAAAUCAAAACCAUGUCACCGCAAGAUUGAUUUCAUAAGACCAACGUACUUUACUCCAAAGAAGAUAUCGGUAACUAAUGAGAUAAACAGUUUGCAAGACCUAGAGGAUAUUAG
Molecule: messenger RNA, 386 nt
Organism: Ambispora leptoticha
Lineage: Eukaryota; Fungi; Glomeromycota; Glomeromycetes; Archaeosporales; Ambisporaceae
Source: the annotation of a GenBank genome assembly